UCUGUAAAUCUUCAACAGAAUCCUUGCUCAUGUUUUUAAUAUGCUGUCCCUACCCUCAGCUGUGCCUAGAAUCCUGACUUUUUACCCCAGUAAGAGAGUAAACAUCUAGUCUUCAGCCAAGUGCUGAGUGAAUGAGGGGUUAGGGGGUUUCUAAUUGUAUCUCAUAUAGACUUUCAGUCAGACAGACCCCUUGUAUUUGGCCCCUAGUUUCACCCCUACUCCCAAAGGGCUGGUUUAGGAUUCAGCCUUCUAAGUCAGUGAUCCAGCUGCUCAUCCACCUGCUUUCCAGUUUCCAUUACCAUUGUAAACCAGAAAGUAUCUGACACAGGUGUCCAUCAAUGUAGAGGUUUAUUUUGCCAAGGUUGAAGACGUGCCUGGGAUAAAGAUACGUAAGCCACAGUAGGAUCUGUAGCUUGUACUUUUUCUGAAGAGGAUUUCGAGGGCUUCAAUAUUUAAAGAGGAAAAGUGGGCAAAAGGGGAAAGGGCAAAGAAAAGAGGUCACAUUCUUGUGAAUCCACGUUACAUGUGAAAAUGAGGGGUAGAGGGAACAGUUAAUUAUGUAUUCAUCUUGUACUUAAUGAAUCUGCACUUUACAUAAGAUAAGCACUGAGUAGAGAAAGCAGUCAAAUAUGCAUUCAUCUUGGGGUAGAUGGGGACAAUUUCUAGUCUCCUCCUGUCCCAUACCAUGAGGAUAAAUUGUAAUUUACACUGUCAGGGUGAGGAAGGCCUGUGGUGGAGACAUGAGGCCUUCUAUCUGUGGCUGUCAGUUUAGGAACAAAAGAAAAGGCAGGCGUUUUAUUUGUUUGUUUUUUGUGACUCGGCUACCAAGCUUAAUUUUUCCCUAUUGGCAUAGUGAAUUUGGAGUCCUGAAAUUUCAUUUUCCUUUCACACCAUGUUGCUUUUGUCUUUGUCCUUUUCUCUUUGUUCUGGGGGUUUAGGCUUUACCCAAGUCUUUUUGUGGUUUUGAUGGUUUUUUUGGAGAGAUUGGAGGCUGAGUGUGUUUAGUCUUCCAUCUGUAACCAGAACCCUAACAUUUCUUGAAGUAAAAAAGGCAUCAUUACAGGGAAAAGACUGGAAAUUAUUGCUUAGUGAUUCCUGAUCAGUUUUCUUACUUCCUUCUACCCUCCUGAAAACCUUUUCCUGUCCUGUUUCACAUUCACAGGUUUCUACUAUCUCCUCAUUAAUCUGAUUGUAUAUAUUGACUAAUCGAGUCAUGCAAAUAAUAAUCAGACAUAUAACAAAUUGCUCCUUGCUCUUGAGAAUACAAUAUCAAGAGCCCAAAGUGUGUUGGAUACCUCCUCAUGGGCUCCCUUUAAGAGAAGUAAAUUGUGCUUCCUUUGAAAACAGUGCUAUUGCAUAUAGUUUGCAUCAUGGAGGAAAAAAAGGAAUUGUCAUUCUUGUCAGCUCAUUAUUUUAUUAUUGACUGGUUGGCUUUUUAAAGGUGAUGGGCAUCAUUUUUCUUUUCUCGGAAGAUGAUUUGUUAAUGUCAUAUUUAGCUCAUCUGCUUUGCUAAGGAUCUUUGGGGAUAACAUUUAAGUCACUUAUAAACUUAGACUUUGAGAGACAGACUCCUAAUAUCUAAAUUACAGUGGCAUAAGGAGGACUCUGGGAAGCCUGGAGAGCAGGUAACUGCAGCUGCACAUCCUCGAUGCCUUUUUACAUCUCUGGAAUCAGACUGGGUGUGUGUGAGCUUGUAACAUUAAACAUUUAUCUGUAUAGGUGAUGGGGGUGGACAUACACAAAACAGGAAAGAAUCGUGAUAACAAAAAUUGGACAGAGGGUGUGUGUGGAGGGCUGGGGAAGCUGGUUCUUCUUCCUGACAACCUUUGCAUUUUCCUUCAUAAUGUUUACAUACAGUUCAGCUGUUUGGCUUUGAUAUGCAGAGGGCCUGGGGUUCCCUUCAUCCUUUCUUUGUGCCUCCUCCAGCUGUCCCUGGGUUUAUUUAUUUCUUUUAACUGCUACUUAUAAUCCGUAGGUAGCCACAGACGACCAGGCCUUAAAGUGUGUUGGUGUAUGAACAUAAUUUUAGAGGCAAACAUCUUCUUCUUAUGUGCAGAGACAGAUGUGGCUGGGCUUUUCUUUUGUAGGUUUCGUCUGUGACAAGCAUGUUAUAUAAAGAUAGAAAAGAACAGAACAUGUUUGUUUUUUUUUUUUUCCUUCCUGAUGUAGCUACCAGCUAAUUUUUAAUCUAAAAUAAUGGUGAUGGAUUUUUAAGUGCCUGGGGUGAUAGCCUGUGUGCAAUAAGUCUGGAUCAAUCACCGCAGAAUUUCCUUAUGUGUACAUGUAAUAAAGUGGAAGACACUUUAUUCACCCAAAUUCCUCUUGGAGAGAGGGAGUAUGAGUUUGGAAGAAAUAGUUUGAGAAGCCUGUUGAAAUCAGGAUGGGGAACUCCAAGUGGCAAAUUCAGGAUUCAGAAAGUGUUCCAAAUGCCUUCUAAAGAGGCUGAGACCUGCCAUCUGGAGGACUUUGUUUUUCUGAAUACUGAGAUGGUCAAGUCUAUAAGGUUGGAGGUUUGGAGCUGCCAUGUAUCUAAAUUGCUUUUAAUAACAGAGGGGAAAAAGAAUUUGAUUUGUUGAUUCACUUAUCUAUUCAUUAUUUCAGACAUCUUUGUUGAGUCCUUUCUCUCCACGGUACUUGGUCAUAUUACAUGAGUGGAUGUGUUGCUGGGGCACACAGCAUGUGCUGGGGGUUUACAGAAGCUUCAGAAUAUACACGGAUCAUCUUCCUGGGGCAUUAGUGGACUCCAUAAAUGGAUUAUGGAGAUUCAAAAUUCAUCUCUGUUGUUAAAAACAUUACAUUUUGAAGAAGUUACUCGGCGUCCACUUGAGUCUGUGCUCUUAGGUAUUUCCUCCUCCUUCAUGUUAUGUACUUACUUUCCCUAGGCACAUGCCAAGUGCUGUAAGAAUUCAGAGGAUGGUGAGAACAUCUGUGGCAGUGGACAGAGUCAUGAGUGGCCACGAAGCCUUUCCGGAGGCAGGACUUGAGAUAAUUGCCUUUGAUGAGUUAAGGACGGAUUUUAAGAGCCCCAUAGACCAAUGCAACCCUGUUCAUGCGAGGGAGCGGCUGAGGAACAUCGAGCGCAUCUGCUUCCUUCUGCGAAAGCUGGUGCUGCCAGAAUACUCCAUCCAUAGCCUAUUCUGCAUCAUGUUCCUGUGUGCGCAAGAGUGGCUCACGCUGGGGCUGAAUGUCCCUCUACUUUUCUAUCACUUCUGGAGGUAUUUCCACUGUCCAGCAGAUAGCUCAGAACUAGCCUACGACCCACCGGUGGUCAUGAAUGCUGACACUUUGAGUUACUGUCAGAAGGAGGCCUGGUGUAAGCUGGCCUUCUAUCUCCUCUCCUUCUUCUACUAUCUUUACUGCAUGAUCUACACUUUAGUGAGCUCUUAACACAAAGGCCAUGCACGUCAUCAGAGACUGAGAUGGGAGAGGCCUGAGACCGAGAGCUGCAUUUCUGCUGGUGACUGGAGGAGGGACCAGAAUGGGGAAAUGUGAGAAAGAGACCUGGCAGGCAGUCUGACGAACGGGAGCUGGGAUCACGCAGCAGCUGGGAGCCGACUUAACCCUGCGCAUCUGUUGUCGCCCUGUGUGUCAAUCGUUGGCGUUCGAAUCCCACACAUGGGGUCACAGAGCCCUUCUGAACAUCAGUGGUGUGGGGGAGUACGUGACGAAACACUAGACCUCUCUCUCGAGAGAGAAUUGCUGCUUCCUGAAUCCACUUCAUUGAACAGCACUUGGCAAGUUCACAGUGGGUUCCUGGGCCAUGGGAGCGGAGGCUGGAAGGCUGGAAGGUGCUUGCUAAGGAACAGAACAACCCAGAGUCAAGGCCAAGGCUGCAGGGACCUGUUGAAAGCUGAGGAUGGGUGAAUAUUGGAAAGAUGGAUUUUUGAAAUGUUUGCAACAUGUUCAAAGUGUUAGUUCUCCACCACACAAGUUGUAUUAUUCUUUUGCCACCUCAAGCCAUCACAGUCAUUUAAUGCAAAUCAAUUGGUCAAUGCUAGUCAAAGCUAUGUUCUUAUAAAAACCCCAGACAGCUCAGAGCUCAGAAAAUCCUGUGGAGUGGCUGCUCUGUACCGUGGGCAUCCAGCAGCCAGGAAGGGCGACAAUAUAAUUAUAACUUCGUUUUAUGAUGCUGCAUCAUUUGUACUGGUUAGGUCGACGUGAGGACAUCAUCUUAUUUAGAAUUUUCCAUUUGGCAUUCUCUUUCGGGUGGGAGUUGUGCUGGGGGUUGUAAAUAAUGACAAGGCUGAGAUUUUUAUGAUGUUUAAAUUGGGCGUAAUGAUUUUGACCUUAUUCCCCAAACUUCUUUUUUCCCUACUGUUUAGCAUACACAGGCUAUUUAUACACGUCCCCAGCUCCCAUCUGAAACCUGUGACUCAGGUUUAUGAAUGGUGUUUGUGGAGCAACACAUUGUGCGCUAUGUUUAUUAAAAUGCAGCGACAAUUUGA
Sapajus apella (tufted capuchin) is the source of this 4445-nucleotide messenger RNA. RefSeq names its product cornichon family AMPA receptor auxiliary protein 3 (gene CNIH3). Bases 2887 to 3387 code for a protein of 166 amino acids. The record is from RefSeq and is a predicted model, not a curated record. Gene Ontology annotation, biological process: vesicle-mediated transport; regulation of AMPA receptor activity. The transcript has 6 exons. Lineage: Eukaryota; Metazoa; Chordata; Mammalia; Primates; Cebidae. Gene Ontology annotation, cellular component: synapse; dendrite.